AGCGGAAUGUCCGUGGAUGAGAAGCCUGAAGCCCCCAUGUACGUGUAUGAGUCGACGGUUCAUUGUACAAAUAUCCUCCUGUGCCUGAACGACCAGCGGAAGCAGGAUAUCCUGUGCGAUGUGACUGUCCUGGUGGAGGGCAAGGAGUUCCGCGGCCACCGGGCCGUGCUGGCCGCCUGCUCAGAAUACUUCUUGCAGGCUCUGGUGGGACAGGCCGAGAAUGACUUGGUCCUCAGCCUACCUGAGGAGGUCACUGCCAGGGGAUUCGCCCCAUUGUUGCAGUUUGCCUACACUGCUAAGCUGUUACUCAGCAGAGAAAACAUCCAGGAGGUCAUCCGCUGUGCCGAAUUCCUGCGCGUGCACAACCUGGAGGACUCAUGCUUUCGCUUCCUGGAGGCCCAGCUCCGCAGUGAGGAGGAUGGCCUGCUGCUGUGCCACAAGGUGGCGCCGGCCGAGGGCAACCACAAGGCCGAGGACGAGAACAUGCAGUCUGAGACGACAACAAAGGCAGCCUCCCCCCGGGCACGUCGGCGCUCUGAAGCCCUUUCCUCCUUGCGGCGCGCCCCGGACAAGGACCGGCUACCCGUGGCGGUGCCCAGUGACUUCAGCAACGUACGACUGGACUUCGACAGACACGGAGCAUCCGACCUCCCCCGCUGCCCCAAAUACAGGAAAUACCAGUGGGCCUGCAACAAGCACAAUAACGACACCUCCUCACACACCAGUAUCUCAGGUUUACCAAGCACAUUAUUAUUAAAGGAGACAAGUGGUGGCAUCAGUUGCGGGGCGGUCCGGGGCCAGAGCAUGUCGCCGGUGGCAGACAUCAAAGUGGAGCCGCGGGCAGAGGAAGAGGCCAGCUCGCUGUGCCUGUCAGGGGACGAGCAGGGCGGCCUGGACAAGGAGACAGGCAUGGAGAUGGACAGUGUCCCAGUGUUGUCCGCCUCCUCCGCCAAGAGGAGCAAGUCCCCCACCUGCCUCCGCGCCUUCUUCAAAAAAGGAGCAGACCUACCGUGUCUGCCCAAUGUGUCGCAGCAGCUAUUUGCCAACAGACUCGCCAGCGUCUGCCCCCAAGACAAAGGAACCACUCUGGGAGAUCACAAAACAAAAGACUUCAGGCCUCUCACUGCUGGGGAGUUGGGCCUGUCUGUUACAUCCCUGAAGGAGGUAGACGGCUUCCCUCUGAGGCUCUCGCCCCUGAAGUCCACCUCCUGCGACGGCGUCUGCAAACAGGAAGUGGAGCUGGACCGCCGCAGUGUCAUCUUUUCCUCCUCAGGGGCCUGUGACCGUCUGGGCUCCCCGGCGCAUUCCUACCCCGGCGGGAGCUCUUUGGAGAUGGAGCUCUCGGAGCACACGCCAAUGGGCCUGUGGGCUGGUGCCAGCCAGUCCCUUCCCAGCUCCCAGACCUACUCCCCGAGCAGUGCCCCCUCCUUCGCCUCCGCCACCACCGAGCCCCCGCCGGUCCUCUGUCGCCCGCUGCCAAACACCAGCUGCCCAGUGCCAAUCAAGGUGUGCUCGCGCUCGCCGCCCUCUGAGACCCGCACACGGACCUCCAGCUCCUGCUCCUCCUACUCCUACGCGGAGGACGGGAGCGGCGGCUCACCCUGCAGCCUGCCCCAGUUUGAGUUCUCCUCCUCGCCCUGCUCCAACGUGGCGCUCCGCCUCGCCGCCGACCAGCAGGAACAGGGCGUGAUGGGGGGGGACACCCUCUUCAACCAGGUUCGCCCCAAGAUCAAGUGCGAGCAAUCGUACGGCACCAACUCCAGUGACGAGUCGGGAUCCUUCUCCGAGGGUGACAGCGAGUCGUGCCGAGUCGAUCAAGGGCGAGAGGUAAAACUUCCUUUCCCUGUUAAUCAAAUCACAAAUCUUCCACGGAACGACUUCCAAAUGAUGGUAAAAAUGCACAAACUGACCUCAGAGCAGCUGGAGUUCAUCCAUGACAUCAGGCGGCGGAGUAAGAACCGCAUCGCAGCGCAGCGUUGUCGCAAGAGGAAGCUUGACUGCAUCAUGAACCUGGAGUGCGAGAUCAGAAAACUGGUGAACGAGAAGGACAAGCUGCUGACGGAGAGGAACCAGCUGAAGGAGUGUAUGGGCGAGCUGUGGGAGAACUUCUCCUGUCUGUCCCAGGAGGUCUGCAGGGACAGACAGCUGAGUCCGGAGCAGGUCCAGUCCCUGAACCACCACUGCCCUGUCCUGAAGCCCAGCACCACCAACACCACCACCACUGCCAGCAAUGCUGCCUCCAACAGCAUUGACCUCAUCACCCACUCCAGCUCAGCCACCCCGGAGCCCAGCUUCCUCAAGUCCUCCGGGCCCUCGGAGAGCGAGCCUGAUUGGGCCAUGGGAAAUGGGGCUGAUGGGGGGCCAGGUAGCAAUGAGGCAGAGGGCCAGGAGCCACGUUUAUACAUGGAGUCGGGGCUCUCGUUCAAUGAACAGUCCAAUCAGACGGUGACGGUAGACUUCUGCCAGGAAAUGACUGAUAAAUGUACAACUGACGAACAGCCGAGAAAGGACUGUACUUAGUAAACUGUGGUUUUAAUAUAUGUUUUUUAUUAUUUAAUUUCUAGUUUUUCUUUUCUUCUGACAAACCCCUUCCUCUGGGUUGGUGAGAUGUUCAGCCUCUACCAGUGUUCUUUAAACAACAUGUUUUUUGUUUGUUUUUAUUUAUGUAUUUUUGUUGUCUUUUUAUAGGUUGACACUACAGUUGUCUUAACAGCAAUACUGUUCUCCAGGUAUUCUCCUCUCUGUAACCAUGACAGAGAGGAGGGACUUCCCACACAAAACUCCGCUCACAAUGGUGCUCCACCAUGCUGUUCUCUAUCUAUACAGUCUACUCACAGGGAUGGGCAAAGAUCACAUCUUCAAUUCAAACCUCAAUGGACCUAACAGCAGCUCUCUUUGUCUCUCGAUCUACCUACAGUUUCUAUCUCUCUGUCUCUCUCUUUCUUUGUCUCUCUAUUUCUCUCUCUCUCACUCUCUCCUACUCUGUCUAUUUUCCUAUCACUAUUUCUACAUCUAACACUUCCUCUCUAUUUCUCUAUCUCACUAUCUUUCUAAUUCUCUCACUCUCUCUUGUGGCCCUUGUCACAGCAAUUCAAACUCAGGAAAAUAUCUUCUGAAUGUUCAACAUGAUUCAUGGAAAUAAGAAUACAGCUUCUGUAUAUGAGAGGUUUCUGAAGCAGACUGUAAAUGUCCAUAUGCAAAAAUGUCUUUUGUACAGCAAAACGAUGUGUACAGACAGUACCUUAACAUUCCUCCUUUGCCUUCCUCAGCACUGAAACGCAAGAGAAAAACGAAUGAUUUGGCAGGUGGUUCCCAAAUAGCUAUGUUCCUACACAUCAGCAAAAUCAUUGUAUUUGGAUGUUGUAAUGGUAACUUUCAAGUGCUUGCUUGGGCAGAACAUAAUAACGUAUAAUGUAUGGCGCAUGGUGACUGUCACAGUAAUAUUGUACAGGUAGUGGCUUAGACAUUUCUUUUUCACUAGGGUUAUAUCAAGUACCUUUUUGCUAAGGGAAAAUAUUUGCUUAGCUUUUUCCUGAUUAAAGGAAAAUUCCCCAUAAGGGUGGAUGUUCUUAAACUCAGGAAAUCAGCUUGACACACACAUUGUGUGUGUGUAUAU
Messenger RNA from Salvelinus namaycush (lake trout), 3616 nucleotides. Its product is annotated as transcription regulator protein BACH2-like. The transcript is spliced from 4 exons. Gene Ontology annotation, molecular function: RNA polymerase II cis-regulatory region sequence-specific DNA binding; DNA-binding transcription factor activity, RNA polymerase II-specific; protein binding. NCBI's taxonomy places the organism in Eukaryota, Metazoa, Chordata, Actinopteri, Salmoniformes, Salmonidae. The record is from RefSeq and is a predicted model, not a curated record. The coding region runs from base 7 to 2520 and encodes 837 amino acids. Gene Ontology annotation, biological process: regulation of transcription by RNA polymerase II.